AUGCGGUACAAUCUGUCAGCAUCUGCCAAGAAACCAGGACCCUUGGCAAAGUGCUUGAAGAAGUCGACAGGCGCGACAACACUAAGAAACGCAAAGACGGCAUCGAUAUGGGUUACUAAAGACAAACCCGCAGCUCUCAUGCGUGUCAAACUUCUCGCCGAAGAGCAGAAGCAGGCCAAAGGCAGUUUUCCAGGUCCUUGCCCCGUUGUGUACAACAGCAAGGUUGCUGACACCUCGGAGCUCGAAGCUGCUGUGUCCGUGGGUGCCUCAGCAGUUACAAUCUCGCUCAGUGACGUUGGAUUGGAGAAGGCCCAGGAGAUUGUGAGCUCAGCUGCUCAGCUAGGGCUUGAAACAGUAGUCAGCAUCAAGAAGAAUGGUCAGGUCGAUGAGGCCUUGAAGUGUAAACCAGAUGUGUUUCUUGUUGCUGCUGAGGAGAUUGAGGAUACUGUUUCCAUUGUACAAGCCCUGGGUGGUGACAAACUACCAAUCAUAGCACAAGUACAAGCGAUGCAGAAGAAUGCUAAUGAAAGGGAGUACGUACAAAAGAUCAAAGAAGCUGGCUGCAAAGCGAUCUUGCUCAAAGAAGCUUGUGUUGGGGACAGCGAAGAUUUGGAUUACACAAAGUGGGCUGUUGAGGCAUUCAACAGCAAGUUGAGCAAGGAGUUCGGGAAGAUGACUGGGAUGACUAUUAGUAUGACGGAUAUGACGCGAGACAGCCCGGGAGCGAUCAACGGAGUUUAUUCUAGAGCAUGGAAACGCAAGCAAUUGGAGGAUUUGUAG
Guillardia theta CCMP2712 is the source of this 780-nucleotide messenger RNA. RefSeq lists its product as hypothetical. The transcript has 4 exons. The record is from RefSeq and is a predicted model, not a curated record. NCBI's taxonomy places the organism in Eukaryota, Cryptophyceae, Pyrenomonadales, Geminigeraceae. Bases 1 to 780 code for a protein of 259 amino acids.